Macrosiphum euphorbiae (potato aphid) is the source of this 207-nucleotide messenger RNA. NCBI's taxonomy places the organism in Eukaryota, Metazoa, Arthropoda, Insecta, Hemiptera, Aphididae. The record is from the annotation of a GenBank genome assembly.
AUGAAGCAGCUUAUGUACAGCAAUGAGCAAAAUGUACGUAUUCCAGUCAAUCCAAACCAUACACAUGAACUAUAUCCAACAGCAUCAUCAUCACAGUUUGACUCAACAACCUCAACACCAUAUCCAUCGCCUCAUUCAGUUGCAAGUAUGAAUACACAAGUAUCCGACUUUAACAGUGGGAUGUUUGAACUGGACAGGUUUGAGUAG